UGCCGAUUCUCAAUUGUUAGGGAACGUUAGCAACUACGGGCCAGCGGCUAACGGCUAGCCAGGGAUGUUUUUGUAGCGCUUGCCCAGACUUAAUUAGAGCGGGCAAGUAGCGAGUCGACACUGCUCGAUUAACGGAGUCCCGUAAAGAAAUAGCCUAGGUUCCUAGGUUCCACUCUUUAAUACAAGGAGAUGUCCCAUACAAACUUCAUCAUACCGCGGUUCCUUUGAUUGCCAGGGAGGCUAGCUAUCGGCUCGUAGAUUAUUGCGUCUUGCCUUCGUAUUUUCCUCUUCUUUUCCUUUGCUCUUUAGUAACAGACUCUCCGACAACACCAUUGGGAUGUUAAGUUCGUUAGCAAGGAGUCGGGCACAGGCGACCGCUCUUAGAAUACCCGUAGUAAGGAAAGCUGCAGCUCCCAAGAGUAUAUUUAUGGCGCCGGCAGCGAGACGGAGCAACAGCUCCAUUCCCAGUGGAUAUGUCGAGGAUAAGUCCAAGGGCGCCAUGCUCCGCUUCCAGGACUCCCUUCCCCGGUUACCAGUUCCGACCCUCGAAGAGACUACCUCCCGCUACCUCAAAUCUUUACAUCCCCUCCUGAGCCCCGACGAAUUAGCCGCAAGCAAAAAGGCCGUUGAUGAAUUCAUAAAACCGGGCGGUAUCGGACAAAAGUUGCAAGAGAAGCUGAUUGCGCGGCGGGAAAGGCCCGAGAUCAAGAACUGGAUUUACGAGUGGUGGAACGACGCGGCGUAUCUGAGCUACCGCGACCCCGUAGUCCCGUAUGUCAGCUAUUUCUACUCGCACCGAGACGACCGGCGGCGGCGGAACCCCGCCAAGCGCGCCGCCGCUUUGACGACCGCCGCGCUCGAGUUCAAGAAACAGGUAGAUAGCGGCUCGCUCGAACCGGAGUACAUGAAAAAGCUGCCGAUUUGCAUGGACAGCUACAAAUGGAUGUUCAAUGCCAGCAGGGUGCCCGCUAAGCCGGCGGACUACCCCGUCAAGUACGACCCCAAAGAGCACAAGCACAUCAUCGUCAUCCGAAAGAACCAGUUCUUCAAGGUCGCCCACGAGGUCGACGGUAAGCAGCUCAACACGAGUGAGCUCGAAUCGCAAUUCGCGCGCAUCUACGACCUCGCUGAGCGAGUCCCCGCCGUAGGUGCGCUUACUUCCGAGAACCGGGAUGUCUGGACGGCCGCGCGCAAGGUGCUUCUAGACGCCUCUCCCAAGAACAAGGCGGCCCUCGAAGCCAUUGAGUCCGCUUCUUUUCUCGUAUGUCUUGACGAUGCCUCCCCCGUAACUCUCGAGGAGCGUGCGCACCAGUACUGGCACGGCGAUGGCCAGAACAGAUGGUACGACAAGCCUCUGCAGUUUGUCGUCAACGACAACGGCACAUCCGGUUUCCUAGGCGAGCACAGCAUGAUGGACGGCACACCCACACACCGGCUCAACGAUUACGUCAACGACGUCAUCUUCGCCAACAAGCUGGACUUCAGCGACCCCACCGUGCGAUCCAACCUCCCGGAGCCGGUCAAAGUCAACUUCGUAGUCACCAAGGAGGUGCAGGCGGAGAUCGACCGCGCGAUCAAGGACUUCAACGAGGUGAUCGGCCAGCACGAGCUCGCCGUCCAGGCGUACCAGGCCUACGGCAAGGGCCUGAUCAAGAAGUUCAAGUGCUCGCCCGACGCGUACGUGCAGAUGGUCAUCCAGCUGGCCUACAAGAAGAUGUACGGCAAGAACCGGCCCACGUACGAGUCCGCCGCGACGCGCCGCUUCCAGCAGGGCCGCACCGAGACCUGCCGCACGGUGUCGGACGAGAGCGUCGUCUUCUGCAACGCCAUGUCGGACCCCGACGUCGAGGCCAAGGACCGCGUCGACCUGUUCCGCAAGGCCGUCAACGCGCACAUCGAGUACAUUAGUGCUGCGUCUGACGGCAAGGGUGUUGAUCGCCACCUCUUCGGUUUGAAGAAGCUGCUAGAACCCGGCGAGGAGCUGCCCGCCCUCUACAAGGACCCCGCGUACGGGUAUAGUAGCUCGUGGUACCUGUCCACGAGCCAGCUGAGCUCCGAGUUUUUCAACGGGUACGGCUGGAGCCAGGUCAUCGACGCCGGGUUCGGCAUCGCGUAUAUGAUCAACGAGAAUAGUCUUAACUUCAACAUCGUGUCUAAGGGCAUCGGAAGCCAGAAGUUGAGCUACUACAUCAACGAGGCCGCGAACGACAUCCGCGACCUGCUCCUGCCCACCCUGGAGCCGCCAAAGGCGAAGCUGUAAGGAGGGAGCAGAGGAAGAAGAGAAACAGGAUAAAAAGGGGUUUCGUUUAUGCUUUGCUCUAGACAUUCCGCUACUGCUAUUUCUCGUAGGAUUGCGGAAUGGGGAGGAUUGGGUAGAUAUUUUCUUGCUUGCAUCGUGAUCUAUCCCCGCCGGCGCAAGCCGUAUUCAUCCCCGAAUUGUUUCGGGGCUUGCCCUUUUUUGCUAGAAUUUUCUUCUAGAGCAUGAGAACCGGUGUUGGUGGAUGGAUAAAUAGCUUCCCCAGGUAUCUAGCUAAGGUAAAUUUCAACAAAGAAUAAAUAUCUUUUUGUGAAACAGGUCG
Annulohypoxylon truncatum is the source of this 2579-nucleotide messenger RNA. Its product is annotated as acyltransferase ChoActase/COT/CPT. The record is from RefSeq and is a predicted model, not a curated record. NCBI's taxonomy places the organism in Eukaryota, Fungi, Ascomycota, Sordariomycetes, Xylariales, Hypoxylaceae. The coding region runs from base 338 to 2260 and encodes 640 amino acids. Gene Ontology annotation, cellular component: mitochondrion; peroxisome. The transcript has 4 exons. Gene Ontology annotation, biological process: carnitine metabolic process. Gene Ontology annotation, molecular function: carnitine O-acetyltransferase activity.